Parasteatoda tepidariorum (common house spider) is the source of this 4392-nucleotide messenger RNA. Lineage: Eukaryota; Metazoa; Arthropoda; Arachnida; Araneae; Theridiidae. The record is from RefSeq and is a predicted model, not a curated record.
CAUUUGAUUGUUUUUAAAAAUGUCAUAAUGUCUUGAAUAUCAUCAUCAUAUCUGGCUAGACAGCCCAGGGUGGGCCAGUGCCUUCCUUUGAAUUCAAAUCCACUUCUCUCUACUUUUGACACUUGUUCGCCAGUCUUGAAUAUAUGUUAAAAAAAAUUUGCAAAAAUUCAUACUGGGCAAUUUUGACAUUGGUAUAAAUUACAUCUGUAGAUUUUCAUUUUUUAAAAAAAUUUCAAAUUCAUGGAGGUUAAAAAGUUUCAUAACAACAGCAAAGAACCCAAAGAGCUACAAAAUACUACAAAAAUACUAAAAGUAUUUGAUGAUUUUUAAUUAAGCUAUACUCAUUCAAAGUUUACAAAUGUUAUGUUCAUAAGGUUGGAAUAACCCACUCUGUUUCACAACUUCAUGGAAUAAUUCUAAAAUUUGUCUGUAAAGUGUAUAAUAAAAUAAUUGUAUUCAAAUGUUGCAUUUGUAAGUUUUAAAAGGCAAAUGACUAACAUUACAAUGCAUGAUAAACUAACUGCAAACUAAAAUAAAGUUCUUAAAAUAUAUUAAUCAAAACUUACUUAGAGAAGAUGAAAACAUAUGAAAAUUAAGAUAAGAAUAUACUUAAUGCUACAUAUAAAGCUAAGCAAUGUGAUUAAAGGCCACAAUCUAAGAGCAAAUAAUAAUAAUGCGCAAACAAAUGUAUUUCCAUGCACGAAUAAAGCAUAAAUAAUGGUCAGUGUUAACACAGAAUGAAGUUUGUGUUUUGACUAAAGAGUUUCUUAUUUAUCGAACUAAAACUAUAGAAUGUAUAUUUUAUUCAAGCUUCUUAGUUUCAUAAUUAAUUUGUGAAGAUGAAAGAAACUUUGUGUUUUUGUGUGCAGGAGCAGAUGUUCUGGUUGGAUGGGAUUCUAUUGCAUGGGGCUGUCUGACUUUUAAUAAGGAUGGAAUCUCAAACUCAAGUCAUUGUCAAAUUAAAGAGUAAAAACUCUUCUGAGGUUUAUGAAGCCUUAAAGGUUAUAAGAAGAAAUUAUGUGCGAGAUUUUAAAAAAAUGAAAGGGUUAGAAAGUCAUUCUGUGAUACCCUUAUUGAUUUCUUUUAUUGAACACCCAAAAUUUUCUAGUAUAUCUCUGAGUAUUAUUGCUGAUGCUUGUAUGGAAAGAUAUUGGAUUGCAAAAGUUAUUGAAAAUAAAGGCAUUGAAUCUUUAGUUCGUAUAAUGGGAAGCUUGAUAAAUGAUGACAUUAUUAAUAGGGCAUGCAGAGCUCUUGGUAAUAUUGCAAAAUUUAAUCAGAAAUUCUCUAAAAAUAUCAAUAUUUCAGAACUAAUAACCAAUGUUAUUAAAUUUCUAACUAGAACAUCUGAAGUAAAUGCCAUACAAACUGCAGUUAGAACACUUCGAAUUCUUGGUAAUUGUCCAAAAUCUUGCGACUUAAUUAUCCGAGAAAGUGGAAUUAUUCAUUUAUCUAGACUCUUAUGUUCAUCAGAUAAGAAUGUCAUUCUGUGCUCCACCCAAGCUAUUGCUGAUUUAACUGAAAAUUGUAAUUCAGACUAUGUAGCUCAACUCUUAGAGGGAGAAACAUUGAACAUAUUAAUUAACUUGUUUGCUCUAACUGAAUUUAAAGUUAAAUUGUAUGUCACUAAGUCUCUUAAAAAUCUUUCAUGUCAUGAAGCAGCUCGUUCUAGUCUUACAAAAGUUGGUGCUAUCAAAAUCUUUUCUCAAGUGGCAAUAGACUUAACUUCACCAUUAGAGAUAAAAAGGUAUGCUCUGUUAGGACUAUGUAAUUGUUUGAAUUAUUGGCAUAUGUGGAGUGCAUACGGGAUUUCUAUGGAAGAUGUAUUAAAACCACUUAUUAGUGCUCUUACUGUAAAUUCUUUAAAAGAUAUUCAUCGUAAUAUUUUAAAUUCUUUUUGCCCUUUUGCUGUUGGAGAGAUAACUGCAGAAUAUCUGAUAAAUUCCGAUUUAAUUUCAGUUCUAGUUAAAGGCCUAAAACAGUUCAUCAAUUGUAAUGAAUUUCAUCAUGAAAAAUCAGCAUAUUGCAUGAAUGUUCUUAGUACUGAUGCUGAAUAUUCAUUUUCACGGAGUAAGCUGGAACCAAAUCUUCAAUUAAAUAUUUAUGAUGACAAAGGGAAAAUAAAACAAAAUGGUAUUUCAUCUUGUGUUAAGAUUGACACUUCAAGAAAGCUUAAAACUCACUCUGAUAUUGAAAGUUCAAAUGCUUAUUCCGGUUGUUCACCUACUUCCGACUAUUUUAGUUCAUCUUGUUCUCCUGAUCGCAAUUCUUCUAAAAAGAGUCCCACUUUUGCACACAGUGACUCAGCUUUUUCUCCAAAUUAUUACAGUGACAGUAGUAGUUCUCCUGUUUCUAGUCAUGUUGCUGAUGUUCCCUGGAAAUUGAUGCCUUUGGAUUUGGACUCCAGUAAUCUAAACAGUCGGAAGCUAACUGAUAAUUGUAGUUCUUCAAAAAAGAGUCCUAGUUCUUCAAGCAUUGACUCAUCAUUUUCUCCAUUUUAUUACAGUGACAGUAGUAGUUCUUCUGUUUCUAGUCAUGUUGCUGGAAUUCCGUGCAAGUUGAUCUCUUCCAAUUUGAAUUCUAAUAAUGAAAACAGUAUAAAGCUUACUAAUCAUUAUAAAGUUAAACCUAAAAAAUAUAUGAAAUGGAAAUUAGAAAAUGAAAAGGAUUCAUCAUCUUUUUUACAAUCAAACAAGCAUGAAGACUUACCUUAUUUAUGUUAUGAUAGAGAUUCUUCUGACAGUGAAAAAUAUUUUUCUGAACCUGAAAAUGUAGACUUCCUGUGCCCCAAAAGAAGAAAAAAAGAUAUUUUAAAACUUGAAGAAGGUAAGAACUUAGUCGCUCAAGGUCAAAGUGCUAAUCAUGGAGAACGCAAAAGAGAUGACAUUUGUAUUGAGAAAUUUAAUCACUAUUCUAACACAAGUUCUAUUUAUAAAAUGGAUCAUUUAAUAUUACACUUAUUAUAUGUUCUUUCAUGCCACUUAAAACAGAAAAAUAAUCCUGUUUUAGCUAAUAAAUCAAAUUAUUCCAUUCUGAUGAUUUACAUCGUUUACAUAAAAAAUCCUAGUCCAAAAGCAGAAAGUAUCUUAUUAAGUCUUAUAAAGAAUAAGCAUUUCUUUGAGUUUCUUAUUCAAAAUGGGUUCUAUACUGAUAUUGAGGAAAUUUUUGUGGUUUAUCAUGGUCAGAAGUGCGACUAUUGUGGAAAUAUUUUCUGUAUUUAUCGGAAUCUAUAUUAUGCUUUAUGUGAAGUGGCUGAAACUGAAUUUGGAAUCGGAACUUUAUGUCACAUUUUAUGUAUUUCUGAUAAAGAGAUUAAGUCUCAUGCUUUACUGGCAAUAUCAAAGCUUGUUUCAAAUAGAAAUUCUUUGUACAAACUGCUUAUACUUGCUAAUGGCUUAAGAAUUUUAUUCCAAUUUUUAAGUGAAUUUGCAAUUAUAUCUAUAAAAGAUAUUAAAUGUUUAUGCCAGUUAUUCCAAAAUCUGAAUAAAGAUAAUCGUCUUUUUUUAAAAAAUAUUCCUCUCAAGUACAGUAAUACUUGUGUAUAUAAAAAUGACAUUUUUGAUGUAACAUUUGUUGUAAAUGGUGGAAUGGCGGUAGGUGCUUCCCGUGAUAAAAUUUGUACCAAUUCUGACUACUUUAACGCUUUAUUAAAAGGCUAUUUCAAAGAGCAAUGCAAAACUGUUCUUAGUAUAUCUGGAAUAUCAGCAGAAACAUUGCAAGUCAUUUUUCACUUUCUUCAUGGUUGCUGCAAAAAUGGAUACUGUCCUUACUUGGAAAUAAUUCCAUUUGAAAUUUUAAUGGAGCUUUUAUCCGAAUGUGAAAAAUUUUUACUUCAUGACAUCAAGCUAUUUGCUGAAAACCGUUUAUGCCAUCAUUUUUCACCCGAGACUGCCAUUAAAGUUUAUCAGUUUGCGAAAUUGCACAAUUCUGUAAAGCUUUACAACAAAGUGAUAGAAUAUAUUUUGAGUUUAGAUGUUUCAACUCCCAAAAUAUUAAAUAUUGCAACUCAAGAUGUUGUGCUUAAAUGUUUUCAACAGUUUAUAAAAUUGAAUGACGAUUUUUGUGUGUUUGAAGAUGUGGAGAAACUUAUGUUGAACUUACUCUUGUGAUAAAACAGUGUAUUUUAUUGUACAACACAAUUUUCGUUAAAUUUGGUAAAUAUUUAUAAAGAUGCCUUAAAUUUACAUACAUCAAUGUGAAUAUGUUAAGGUAUUUUUCUUGAUAGCAUACUACUUAUCCAUAGAAUUGCUUUACCCACUGACAGUUUUGAUAUUUUCAUUUUUAUUGCUUCAAAAUGUUUACACUUUUUUAUACAACUUUGGUUCAAAUUAGUUCUCCACAAGACUAGCUAAACUGGAGCUGUGGAGUUAGUAGUUGAAAUGUUCAGCUGAAAAU